Molecule: messenger RNA, 2313 nt
Organism: Cuscuta campestris
Lineage: Eukaryota; Viridiplantae; Streptophyta; Magnoliopsida; Solanales; Convolvulaceae
Source: the annotation of a GenBank genome assembly
CUCACUUAUACAAGAAUGGAUCCGAACGUGAACCUCAACGAAGACCACUCCGAGGGAGAUAGCGUGUCUCCCCAGCAACUUAAUGCGAACCAGAACCAGAAUGCCCCUCAUCAGGAAGCCCCGCACAGUGGACUUGCUGGGAUCCCGCAGAUGGAUCCUGCUCUCCUGAUGCAGCUCAUGCAACAACUGCUGAUCAUGAAUCAGAACGCAUUGGCUAGGCAGCCUGAGCCAAGGAUUACUUUGGAGAGAUUGAGGAAGAAUGGUGCUGAAGAGUUCCUCGGGGAGAACAUUGCUGAUCCGUUGGUAGCGUUCCGGUGGCUGGAGCGCGUACGUCGCGUGUUCGAGAACUUAAAGGUCCCCGUGGGUGAGUGGGCUGAUCUCGCUGUGAUGUUGCUGCAGAACAACGCGUAUGAGCGGUGGAAACGCACCACACGGAAUGCCGACCACCCUCCCCAGUUGACCCUUCCAGAAUACCGGCAGCUCUUUGAUCACCUGGCAGAGUUUGCUCAAGAUCUGGUGAAUACUCCAAAGAGACGAUUCGAUAGAUUUGUUAAGGGCAUGCGCAUGAACCUCCAGGAGGGUAUGUCUACGGCGUCCAGGCAAGACUUUGGCAUCAUGUAUGAGCAGGCUAAGGAGGUGGUCAGGACCCGAGAGGGAGCAAAGCUGGUAGUGGAGCAAAAGGCAAACAAGAUGCCGGUUCAGGUAGCCAGUGCUGGUAAGGCCUAUUCGGGGAAGAGACCUCUGAGUGGGUCUGGUAUUCAGUCGUCCAAGAAAGCCAAGUCAGGACUAGCUCACUCAGUGGCAUCCAGCAGCAAGACAAGGCCGUCAAAGCAUCCGAUGUGUGAAUCCUGUGGGAGGAACCAUCCAGGGGAGUGUUGGAGGAGUUUAGGGUUGUGCAUGGGAUGCGGACAGUCUGGGCAUUACAGGAGGGAUUGUCCUACUAAUCCUGGUCUUCCGUUCCCCACGGAUGCAGCAUCCACUCAGACGACGGCUCCCCGACCUGCCCAGAGUCAGCGUUCGACGGCCGGGUCUCAGCCACAGCGAGCCCCGCAACAGCGGCAGCCUCCUACACCACAUCAGCAGGGCAGGGCUCCAGCGAGGACAUACGCUAUGCAAGGGCGUGCCGAUCCUAAUCCUGACGCCAUACUUGGUAUGUUUACACUCUUUGGUUCGGAUUUGUUAGCAUUGAUUGACCCUGGGUCUACACUGUCAUAUAUAUGUGUUCCUUUGCCUGCUAAUUCUAUUGUCGCGAGAGGUCAGUUGGAGAGUCCGAUGCUGGUGUCCAAUCCCCUUGGGCACAGUAUGAGCCUACAUCACGUCUACCGACAAUGCCCUUUGACCGCGCGUGGGAAGAUCUUUCUCACAGAUCUUAUUGAACUUCCAUACAAGGAAUUUCACAUUAUCCUUGGAAUGGAUUGGCUUACCGAGCACCAGGCAGUCGUAGAUUGCAGUUCAAGGACCGUACGGUUGAGAGCACCGGAUGGAGACACAAUCAUGAUCGAUGGGGAGUUAUUUCCUAAGGCGCCUGAGUUUAUCUCUUAUAUGCAAGCCAAGAGAUUGGUCCGAAAGAAGUGUGAGGCAUUCCUAUGCACUGUGAAAGAUGUACGGAAGGAGCCACCUAGCCUUAAGGAUAUUCCUUCCGUACGUGAUUUUCCUGACGUGUUUCCUGACGAGCUACCAGAUCCGACUCAUCGGUUACCUGAAGGCGCGGUGACUCUGGAUGAGAACUUGACCUAUGAGGAGAAGCCAGUGCAGAUUUUAGCACGAGAAGUGAAAGAGUUGAGGAAUAAGCGGGUGCCUCUAGUCAAAGUCUUGUGGCGUAACCAUGCUGUCGAAGAGGCUACGUGGGAGACCGAGGAGUCCAUGAGAGUUCAGUAUCCUCACCUCUUCUGCGAUGAUGGUUCAGAUUGGAUUGGGGUUGUGUUGGGGGCUGUUUUCCGUUUAGAUUCAAUUGGGGCUGACCAGGUCGUGGGACCGAGUGUCCGGGGUGUUGGGCCGGUGGGUCCGGCUGUUAGACCGGCUGCAUUGGGCCGUUGGGCCGGCAGCGUUGGGCCGGUUGAGUGGGGCUGCCUGAACGGGCAACGGGUUGGGGCUGCCGGGUCCGUCCGGUUGUGAAUGAUACUGCUCCGGCGGGGGCAGCGGGCCCGAGGAUCGAUUCCUUGGUCUCAACUCCGUGUAGGUAAGUUGGGUUAAUUGCAAUUCGGGUUGUUUGAUUAUGCAUGACGGUAAUCGCGGGUCUUUGGCCCGGAUAGGCCGCUACGUGACUUGUUGUGAAUUGUGAACUGAGAUUUAAAUUAAAUUGAUCUUGUUGGU